UCUCCAUCUAAUUUGUACCAAGAAUUCACCAAUAUUUGCACAUAUUAUAAGCAGGUGACUCUUUGCAACUCUACUCUCAAUAAACAAAAAUUACUAAAUGAAGCCCGAACAGUAUGGAAAGAAAUAAAAAAAGAAAAUGAAACAGCUAUUCGUCAAAAAAAUGCAAUAACCAAAAUCAAGGAAGCAACUCAACGAAUAUCUGAAUGUGAACAAGCAAUUAAACUUAUUAGUGAUCAAAAAACAAAAAAAAAAUUAUCAACCAAAAUUGAAAAGAAUCGAAUAGUUAUUAAAGGCAAAAAAACAAAAACAACUCAACGAUGA
Molecule: messenger RNA, 321 nt
Organism: Racocetra fulgida
Lineage: Eukaryota; Fungi; Glomeromycota; Glomeromycetes; Diversisporales; Gigasporaceae
Source: the annotation of a GenBank genome assembly